Molecule: messenger RNA, 3301 nt
Organism: Plutella xylostella (diamondback moth)
Lineage: Eukaryota; Metazoa; Arthropoda; Insecta; Lepidoptera; Plutellidae
Product: E3 ubiquitin-protein ligase goliath
Source: RefSeq, a predicted model, not a curated record
GGUGCGAGCGAGACGUGUGUCACGCUGCCAUCGUGCAUACUGUGCGUUCGCAAAUUAUUCAACAACAUUAUAGAUUAUAGGAAAUUUCUCAGACUUGAUUUCUCGAAACUCUAAAAGUUUGUAUUACUUCGUGUAUUAGCAAGUCAUAUUCCGUAGUAUUUGCCUUUUUAAGUUGUGGACAAAGCCAAAAUAUAAACAAAGUGUUUGUUUUUGUGUACAUUUUGAAGAUUCAAUAGCAGAUUUUCAAUAUUAUCUGGUGCAUAGUAUGCUAUAUACUUUGGGCGAAACAGUGCAGUUUCUGAACGGUUAUGGUGCGGCUGUCGACUUCAGAACUGUUGUAACGAGCUGACGCCCAGAAGAUGUGGCGAGGUGCGUCCAGAAUCUCUUGACGAAAACCUCACUGUGAAGCUACUGGCCGAGGAGAAAAAGGAAAAAGUUAGUCAAGGCACUCGGCGCCUCCGUAGCUUAUCGCGACCGCCUCAAUACUCAGAGUGCCGUAGCGCCGCCAGUACCGGAGUGUCCGUCGCGACAGCCGGUCACCGAUCGAGCUGCGAAAGAAAAAGUGUAAACAUUUCGCGCCAGUGUUCGCCGAUAAAAGUGAAUGUUGUGGAAACAUUACCGUUGCUUUUGAAAUUUGAAUAUCGAAUGUGGUUGUUUUGUUUUUGAUCAUGCGCGCUGUUCUGUGGUGCGGCGUGUGCGCGCUGGGAUGGCUGUCUCUGGUUGGCUGCCACUCGGCCGGGAGCGAGCUGGAGUCGGUCCGGUACGGUCCCGCCGAGGACCGCUUCCCCGGGGACUCCUUCGUGUUCGCCGCCAUCAACGUGACCUACGAGGAUGAGCAUGGGGAGAUAUACUCUGAUGUCUCUGAGUCCGGCAAAUACGGCGAGGGCUACAUCGGCAGCGCGCGGGGGGUGGCCGUGCACGUGCGCGCGCGGGGGCCGGGCGGCGCGCGCGACCACUCCGGCUGCACGUGGCCGCUGCUGUCCGUGGCAGCCCCCGAGCAGCCGCUGCCCAGCGAGCCCUGGGUGGCGGUGAUAAGGAGAGGCAGCUGCAACUUCGAGAUUAAGGUGCAAAAUGCGUGGCGCGCGAAUGCGUCGGCCGUGCUCAUCUACAACGACCGGGACACCACCGGCCUGGAGAAGAUGAAGCUGUCCACCGACAAUGGACGUAACAUCAGCGCCAUCUUCACGUACAAGUGGAAGGGCGAGGAGAUCGCGCGCCUCAUCGACAACGGCACUCGCGUCACCGUGGGGAUCGUGCGCGGCCGCACCUCGCCCAUACACAUCAAUAAUAUUAACAAGACGUCGGUGCUGUUCGUGUCGAUAUCGUUCAUCGUGCUGAUGGUGAUCUCGCUGGCGUGGCUCGUGUUUUACUACAUACAGCGCUUCCGGUACAUACACGCCAAGGACCGCCUCUCUAAAAGGCUGUGCUGUGCCGCCAAGAAGGCACUCUCAAAAAUUCCCGUGAAGAGUUUAAAGACUGAAGACAGAGAAGUGCAAGGAGACGGCGAGUGCUGCGCCAUCUGCAUAGAGCCUUACAAAGUGUCGGAGACUUUGAGAUCUCUGCCUUGCAGGCACGAGUUCCACAAGAGCUGCAUCGACCCGUGGCUGCUGGAGCACCGGACGUGUCCCAUGUGCAAGAUGGACAUACUCAAGUACUACGGCUUUGUCUUCACGGGCAGCCAGGAGAGCAUCCUACAACUGGAGGUGGAGGAGGCCCGGGGCCGCACGCUCAGCCCCGCGCGCCGCCCGCCGCUCACGCUGUUGACGAGCGACAACUCGUACUCGGAGGCUGCCAGCGAGCGCUCCUCUCGCGCCUCCUCGCCCGACGAGCUGGUGCCCGCGCUGCAUGACGCACGGGGACACCGGUCCCGCGCGUCCACGCCGGGAAGCGAACCCCGGCCCGAGUCGUCGCGAGACACCGCGUCGGUGGCCUCCGCGCCCGCCGCCUCGGACUGAGCCCGGCGCGCCGCGGGGCCGCAUUGCUCUAGAUUGAACCUACAGCCAGUAGCUUCAUGAAUCUGGCUGCUGGAUCCAGGCAUUGGCUAAGUCAUGCCGUUAUGCUGUGAGAGUCAAUUUGCAGCAAUAGCCAGCCCGUCGUGCCAAAAAGAACUCACCCCAUUGGCUAGUUUGCGAACAGCCCCCGAUCCCCGCGUGUGAUUGGCGAGACAGUGAUGUGUUCAGAUAAAUGUGUUUCUUAAAAAAAAUACUCAAAAAUUAUCGAAAAAAAAACUUCCAGUGAAAGUGUGUCGGUGGAUGACAAGUGAUAUUUUUUAUAGAGCUCUAAGUACUUAGUCGUAAGUGUAGCGUAGUGCAUUGUGACCCCGCCUAGUCACCGAAAGUUUGACCAACAGAUUUGUCUAAAGUUAUUCGUCAAUUCAAGGUAAAAUAUUGUACUUAAAAUGUGCUAACUCGGCUGGCCCAUGAUCUCAUUAUGUUAAACUUUAAUUCGUUUAAAGAUACAAGCCUCAGUUAUCUGUUGUAGUUCGCUCAAUGCUGGUAUAAUAUUUUUUUAUAGAAAGUGGCCCCAACAUCCGGUUAUAUAAAUAUAUAUAUCCGUCCAUAGUGUAAGUGACUUCAGAUCCUACUAAUAUUGUUAAAAUACUAUAAUUAUGUUAGCAAUAUACCCCGUGCCAACAUAAUAACUAAACAUGAAUAACUGGUAUAUUUUAUCUGAUAAGUUCUUACUGAAUACGACUUGUAUGUUACAUUAGAAGUAUUUGUUUAAGAUGGACAAUCAAUUGAGUACUUGUGUGUAUAAAGCUGGCAAAUGUCUCUAAAAUCCUAUUAUAUAAUGUACAAUAAAUAAAUAAUGUAUCGUAUUUACAUUUGCAACAAUUCUUUAGAUUGAUUGAAAAGUUUAUUUUCAUGUGAUCAGCACACAUUGAUACAUGAAGGAUAAUUUACUUUCAGUAUUUUGGAAAUGAGGCAAAUUGCGUCUACGGUACAUAUUUUCUGUUAUAUCUUAAAAACCCUUUGUCUUUUUCAUUAAUUUAUGUAUGAUGUAAAUCUGAACGUCGACUGAUAGAAUGAAACCUGGUUCUGAAAUAAUAAUCGUUAAAUCUUAUACCUCUAAUAGUCAAUCUAUGCAAUGUUUUGGGUGCUUACCCACCAGAGAUGUGCUUUGCUGCGAUGCUAUACUUGCUAUUGUAUGCGUUUGAGAUCCACCAAUCAUAUUAGUCAACAUAUGUAGCAAUAGUGGAAAAGGAUUUCUUUCACAUCAUCGCAGCAUGGUCAGCUGCAUAUCACAUCUCUGGUGGACCAGCACCCUCACUGUUUUCAGAAUAGGAUAUGCAUGAAGUUAA